AUGCUUGACCAGCUCAUCGCAGUCAUGCGUUCGCACAGCAUAGCUGUAGUGGAGAUGCAAGAGACGAAGUGGACGAACUCAACUAAGGUCCCUUCCUGUGCCGACUACACGAUCGGCUGUCGCGACCGCGGUUUGGCCUUCCUGGUGGAUAAAUCCAUUGCCCAUCAUCAGCUAACCCUGGUUGGUGCCGGAAGUAUUGGCAAUUUCCUUCAACAUUGGCCCGGCGCUGCUUACCGUCGCGAAUGUCUACAUCCCUCCAACAUCCAGUUGUCCUCCCGGCUUCACUGCCUCCAUCGCUCACUACUUACCUUUCUGAGACAGUUUGAUGCUAGGCGACUUCAACGCCCACCACGACCUGUGGUGCUCUAA
This is a messenger RNA of Dibothriocephalus latus, 369 nucleotides long. Lineage: Eukaryota; Metazoa; Platyhelminthes; Cestoda; Diphyllobothriidea; Diphyllobothriidae. The record is from the annotation of a GenBank genome assembly.